This is a messenger RNA of Corapipo altera (White-ruffed manakin), 8643 nucleotides long. It is a transcript of the gene SLC44A1, whose product is annotated as solute carrier family 44 member 1. Lineage: Eukaryota; Metazoa; Chordata; Aves; Passeriformes; Pipridae. Gene Ontology annotation, molecular function: choline transmembrane transporter activity. The record is from RefSeq and is a predicted model, not a curated record. Gene Ontology annotation, biological process: transmembrane transport; choline transport. The coding region runs from base 209 to 2161 and encodes 650 amino acids. Gene Ontology annotation, cellular component: plasma membrane. The transcript is spliced from 16 exons.
GGGAGGAGGAGGAGGAAGAGGAUGAGGGGGCGCCGCGGCGGCGCUUGUGUUGGUGCUUGUGCUGCUUGUGCUGCAGCCGCGCUCGCCUGAGCGGGCCCCGCGCUCCCUCCGUGCCGGCCUCGCACCGCGCCGCCGCCCCCGGGGGCGGGGGGAGUCGCGGCGAGUGGAUGCCCGGCGGGCACCGCCGGGGCACAGACCCGCGGACGCCAUGGGCUGCUGCAGCUCCGCCGCGCAGAGCUCCAAGCGAGAGUGGAAGCCUCUGGAGGACCACAGCUGCACAGAUGUACCAUGGCUGCUCUUAUUCAUCCUCUUCUGCAUAGGAAUGGGUUUUAUUUGUGGCUAUUCAAUAGCUACAGGAGCAGCUGCGAGACUGCUUUCAGGAUAUGACAGUUAUGGAAAUAUUUGUGGACAGAAAAAUGUCAAGGUGGAGGGAAUAGUCAACAGUGGUCUGGACCUUACACACAAGAAGUAUGUAUUCUUCUUGGAUCCGUGCAAUAUCGAUAUAGUACAUCAGAAAAUCAAGUCUCUUGCCUUGUGUGUAUCAGCUUGCCCAAGGAAAGAACUAAAAACUCUGGCUGAUAUUCAGAAAUUUGCAGAAACUAAUGGAUCUACUCUGUGUAGCUAUGAACUGCAGUCAUCAGAGUAUACUACAGACCCAAGGGCUGCCAAGUUGUGUCCUAAAUAUCCUGUUCCAGAGAGUGCACCUAUUCCAUUCUUCCAUCGCUGUGCUCCUGUGAACAUUUCCUGCUAUGCCAAGUUUGCAGAGGCCCUGAUCACCUUUGUCAGUGACAGUAGUGUCUUACACAGGCUGAUUAGUGGAGUUAUGACCAGCAAAGAGAUUAUAAUGGGACUUUGCUUGUUAUCACUAGUGUUGUCCAUGAUUUUGAUGGUUAUAAUAAGGUACAUUUCAAGAGUACUUGUCUGGAUUGUAACAAUUCUUGUCAUUCUGGGAUCACUUGGUGGUACAGGAGUCCUGUGGUGGCUCUAUGCUAAGAAACGAAUGUCUGCCAGUGCUCUUGAGACUCAAAUAGCCAAAGACAAUCUUCAGGCUCUCUUGAUCUAUGCCAUUGCAGCUACGGUCUUCACGGUUAUCUUAUUCUUGAUCAUGCUAAUAAUGCGCAAAAGAGUAGCUCUCACCAUUGCCUUGUUCCACGUGGCCGGCAAGGUCUUCAUUCACCUGCCACUGCUAGUCUUCCAGCCAUUUUGGACAUUCUUUGUGCUUAUCCUCUUCUGGGCAUACUGGAUCACAGUCCUGCUUUUCCUUGGUACUACAGGUAGUCCUGUCCCAAAUGAAGAAGGAUUUGUCGAAUUUCGGAUGGUAGGUCCUUUGAAAUACAUGUGGUGGUACCAUGCAGUAGGACUCAUCUGGAUCAGCGAGUUUAUCCUAGCCUGUCAGCAGAUGACAGUAGCAGGGGCUGUUGUGACAUACUAUUUUACAAGGGAGAAAAGAAAUCUGCCAUUUACUCCUAUUCUGGCAUCUGUUAAUCGCCUUGUUUGUUACCACCUAGGAACAGUAGCAAAGGGGUCUUUCAUUAUCACACUAGUGAAGAUACCACGAAUGAUUCUAAUGUAUAUUCAAACACAACUCAAAGGAAAAGAAAAUGCUUGUGCUCGCUGUAUGCUUAAAGCCUGCAUCUGCUGCCUUUGGUGUCUAGAAAAGUGCCUGACAUACUUAAAUCAGAAUGCAUAUACAGCCACAGCUAUCAACAGCACCAAUUUCUGCACCUCAGCAAAGGAUGCCUUUGUUAUCCUGGUGGAAAACGCUUUGCGAGUGGCUGCCAUAAACACAGUUGGAGAUUUUAUGCUGUUCCUAGGAAAGGUCCUGAUUGUCUGCAGCACAGGUUUGGCCGGUGUUAUGUUGCUGAAUUACCAACGAGAUUACACCAUCUGGGUGCUGCCACUCAUCAUUGUCUGCCUCUUUGCAUUCCUGGUUGCUCACUGCUUCCUUUCUAUUUAUGAAAUGGUUGUUGAUGUCCUUUUCUUAUGUUUUGCCAUCGAUACAAAAUACAACGAUGGGAGUCCUGGGAGGGAAUUCUACAUGGAUAAAGUUCUCAUGGAGUUUGUGGAGAAUAGUAGAAAAUCUAUGAAAGAAGCUGGCCGGGGAGGUGGAGCUGAGAGCAGAGAGCUAAAACCAAUGGCCUCUGGAGCAAGUUCAUCUUGAAACUAGCCAGCCAUAUUGGAACCCAUUGACAUUCCAAAACAGUAUAUAUAUACAUAUAUACAUACAUAUAUAUAUAUAUAUAAAAAUAAACAGCCAAAAUCAGAGAAAAGGAACAGGGAUUUAAAACUUUUUUUAACAAUUAUUUUUGUGAAACAUGUACUCUUUUCAUACGGGUGGCUUUUACAAGCAGCUUUAUCAUUGUUCCAUUUCUUAAAUUAUUGAUUGUGGUCAUGGAAAUGUUGAUUCUUAUCUGCUUGGUAUUUUACAAUCUGGAGGAGGUAUCAUUGUAAAGAUAAUCUGAAAUCAUGACUGGGUUUAGAGACAGAUUUCCCAUGACAUUGCUAAUCUGCUGAGACUUUUACUUGUUUAGUUUCUUUUUAAUUUGCAUUAAAUUUGGGACAGUCACAUGUACAGAAAACCUUGAAAUCAAGAAAAGUCUUAAAUUUAGUUUUUUCAGAAGGUGGUUUCAGUGAGAAUUCAUUCAGUUCAAAUUGGUUUGUAAGCAGUUAUUUUACUUUACAACCCUGGCAGGGCACAGUUUUGUUUACCAGUAUCAGACAUCACAAUAACCAACUCCUCAGGUAUUCAGGUGUGUGGGAGCCCUUGCAUCUCCUAUUAAACAGAACCUACAAAAUGGGGACAGAUAAUUUUUAUAUGCAAUCAACUUCCUGCUUUACCCUACUUGCCCCUCAUACCCGUUGCCCUCUAUCCUCCCUUUGAGUUCAGUAACCUCCUUCACACUUCAGCAGUGUUCCUUUGAAGGGUAUGGAUUCUGCAUAUGGGCAAUUGAAAUAACAGAUUGUUAAAGCUCAGUCUUAGCCAUACUCAUGAUUAAUUCAUGACUAGAUACAAAGAUGCUGAGGAGGGGAAGAGAAAUGAACUGUACUACUGUACAUAAAAAAGUACUGUAUGCUUCAUUUCAUUUAAUACCAGAGAGCUCUAGGAGGAAGAAGGGAUCAUUCCUUGCCUGUUGUUUGAUCCAUAUAUGUAUGUACUGUAGUGGGUGGCUAAAACGGGAAAGGGCAGAGAAACAUUUCUUUGGAAGUGUAGCUGCCAGGAUAGUUAUCUGAAGUUAUUAAAUAAUGACAAGAGAACAUGCUUUUUUAUUAUUAGUAGUAGUAGUACAAAAUUUCUUUUCAGUCUGGAAGCUCACCAGAUAUGAAUGCUAAUAUUCAAUUAUUCAACUUAUUGUAAUGGUAAAUGCUUAAGUGUAUUUGCUAAGAAUUCAUGAUCUGUCUAUGCUAUAUAUUCCUUUUGUUACAAUUUUUUUAAGAAAACUAUUUUUGUUAAUGUAAAGUUAAUAUUUCAGAGCAGAAUUUUUAAACUUAUUGCACUAAAUACAAGCUCUCUACAAAUAAACGAUGCCUCAAUGGUACAAUCACUCCAUUCAAGAAAAUCUUUUGAAAGAGAAGAGUCUUUCUACAGAAGCUUUGUAAUGGAGUAGAGAGGUAUGUCUAGGUAGAGACAUGCACAACUCAUGUUAUCAAGGUUUAGUAAAUAAGCAGUUAUUUGUGCUUCCUGUCAGAGGAUCAGACUUCCAAAUUGCUGCUGAAGAUUUAAAAAAAUUAUGUAGUAUCAUGUAGCUAACUAGUGCUCUUAUCUUUUGGCAAUAGUAAAAUAUUUCACUUUUGCUUCCAGAAGGCAUUUGAUAACUUAAAUUUGGUAGGUUUUCUUUCGGUAAGCCAGUUAAAAGAAGGAUUUACACUUUUCAUAUCACAGACCCCAAACUAUGUGAGAGGUGUGAAAAUAAAGAUACAUGUAGAAAGGAUAGCUGCUGGGGAGGCAGAGAGACAGAAUUACUCAGUCCUGGAAGCACUCAGACACUCAUUUAAGUGAACCAUAUCGGUACCUCCACUAACAUCAGAAGGGCUCUCUAAGUAUUGAAGUUGUAGCUUACACAUCUGUGUAAGUGCUAACUGGGCUAGAGCUUCAACCUAGGGAUUCAGACUGGAGCACUGGUGAGGCCUCUCAGUGCAAGUCAGAGGUCAGACUUGCCUAGAAGAAGCACUGGAGCAGUCUUACUUUUGUGGAGAGGAGACCUUCCUGCUGUACCAGUGUCUAAGAACAGCAGUGGCUCUCAACAUCAAUAUUUGUGUAGAUCAGGAGGGUUUAACCAUGCCAGAAAUUUAAAAACUGGCUUAGAUGAAUCCUAGAAACUGGAUUCCAAGGCUAAAAGACUUAUCAAGUACCCAGUUGCUUCCAGAAAAAAUUAAUUUUCUUCUUGUUUGGAGGCUAUUGGAGGUGCUUAAUCAAAGAAGCCUUGUAUUCUGCGCAUUUUGAUAAAAAAGUUCUGCCAUGACUGAUCCCGCAAGUUUGUGUUCCCUGCUCACUGGAAGUCCUGAGUGGGGACUUUUCUCUGUAAUUGCAACUAGGACUGCAGUUGGAAACAAAUUUUGUAUUUUUGUAUUACUUGACUGUGCACCAUUUUUAUAGCAGUUUAUCCUGUCUUAAAAAUAAAUUUGUUUUAUUUACAUGGUGUUUAAAAGAUACAGGCAACACUUUUCUAUGGGUAGUUGUAAUGUUUAAGUGAGAAAUCUAUAUCAUUACGAAGUUCUUAAUAAAAUUGUGUGCACCACUCUUGAGUGUAUAUCUGGCAUGCAGAGCUUUUAAGUCAUGCCAAAAAGGCAUUCCAUCCACAUGCAGAUUUUCCAGUGGCCCUUUAAAGCUUUUGAAUGUCCUUUGAAGUUCAUUUGCAACCAAACUACAAGCUGACCUCUUCCAGCCCUGUCUUGUGCAGGGAGAUAAGCAGAAGACAGAGUUCUGAAGAGACAACUUUUCAGGAGAAAUUGAGACUCUGCUUUCCUUUCCUAGUGGGGAUAGCAGAGUAAGAGGACACUUUGGCAUGUAAAUUGCUAUAGAAAUGUUGGCAGUAGGGAUGCUGGGCUCUGCCAGUUGUGAUGGAUUCAAUACUUUUUUUUUGACUGUUGGUUAUUAAAGCCAGUAUGUGGACUGCUUUGUGAGAAGCAGUCUAGACUAACUAGAGAGCGAUGCUGCAGCGAGAAUAACAAUGCAGGAGGAGCAAGAUGAGACAGCUGAAACAGAGAAAUCAUCUCCUUAGCAAGUCCAUUGAACUAAGUACUGCUUGAGGACUGGAGAUUUAGACUGGACAAUCUGGGUUUAGAAACAAUCAGUGGGAUUACUAGUUCCCAGCCGUUGGUUUCCGCAGAUGGUCUGUAUCAUGGCCUCUGACCAGCUAGGUUACAAAGGGAAAAACAUAUACAAUUCUUUAAAUUGCUAAAAUUUUUACACAUUAUUUUACUCACUGUUUUAUUUGGAAGCUGAACAGCAGUGUGUAAUCUUUAUUGUUUCUUCCAACCCUGGAGGAUUUUUUUUUUUUGUUCUUUUAGGUCUCAUUUCUGUAUUGCUCUUUCAGUAAAGGAGUGCCAAGUGGCAUUGUCAGCUCCCCUUUGCCCCACUGAUCUUACCACAUUCCCUCUCACCUUCCUGAGGCAAUGAUUUAGGAUAUCACGUGGACAAUGAGAGGGGGAGUAGGUGCUGAGUUAAAGUCCUAAGGUAGGAUUUUUUUUUAUGAUGUCACUCCAUCACUGUGGUUAGAAGUGCAACCCAUCUCUUCUGCAGUUUCACUGCUGCUCCACAGCUAGGCUAAACACUAUGGCCAGCUUAGAACUGCAUCUUCAGCCUUCUCGUAGCUCCCAGCUGCCAAAAACAGGAUGAGGUUUUAAAUGUGGCCUUAGCUUGGCAUAGUAACUGAAGGACUUUCUGCAUUAGGGAAAUGUAUCCUAGAAGGGAGAACUAGCAGUGGAAAACCCAGUUAAAAUGCUGUGGUGGGUUGACCCUGGCUGUCACAUACGCUGCUACCCUGUUGCUUGCUCAGUCCCCACAGCAGGAUGGGAGAGAGCAGUGAAAGGACAAAAAGCACUGUUAUAAAGGCAGUUCAUUAAGUAAGAGAAAAAAAGCUAAAAAAAGAAAAAGAAACCCAAGUGAUAUAAAGGCAGUCACUUACCAUCUCCCACCAGCAGACAGUGCCCAGCCAAUCUCCAAGCAGUGGCUUGAACCACCCCAGUUUUAUAGCUGAGUAUGACCUUAUAUGUUACGGAAUAUUUCUUCAGACUGUUCAGGUCAGCUGUCCUGCCUGUGUGCCCUCUCACCUUUUUGCCCAACUCCAACCUACUCUGCUGGAGUAGCAGAGUGACAAACAGAGAAGGCCAUUCACCCAGUGCAGGCACUGCUCAGCAGCAGGUAACAUUGAUAACAUUGUGUUAUCAAACACUCCUUUGGUUGCAGAUCUGUAACACAGCACCUUGUAGGUUGCUGUGAAGGAAAUUUACUCCAUCCAGCCUAACCCAGUACACAGGUCCACUUACCCAGUAGUUAAUCCAAGACUUACUCCCUGCAUUUCUGUACAGCAUCUUCUCAGGGUGGUUACUUCUUUCUGAAAGGGCUUUUUUUGCAGCAGGCAAUUAGCCUGCUCCACAGUGCUCCCUUUCAUGGAGGGAGCAGGGGAUGUUAGCUCUUACUCUUUCAGCACAUAAUGGGGAUAUAACGCAAAAAUGAGCCCUUUCUGUAUCAGUGUUCUGGCAAUUGAGCAGCCAGUGUUGGAGACAACAUAUUUAAUGUGCCCUCAGGGCAUGCACUUUAGCGGUUUGCUCUGAGUGGUUAUGAUGUAUUCUAUGAAUGUAUGUUAUAGAGUCAGAAUAAAAUGCAUGUAGCAGACAUAUACUUGUCAUCCAGUGAGCAUUUGAUUCAGAGUGCAUAUUACAUGCUAUAUUGAACAUGGCACAGUCGUUUUGAGAAACAAUCGUAAGAUUUAUAAGUAGGUACCUGACAGCAUUCCUGUUUUUUAGAUCAUGGCUUUGCCUGUGCAGAUAAUGUUUACUAAAUCUAAGUAUCAGUAGCCCAUUGUUUCUUGAACAGCUUGUGUGUCACAUUAUCAACACAGAAAUCUUAUUUCAUCUUUGUGAAAAAAAAAAAACUACCAACCUUGUGUUUCCCAACACAAGACCCAACAGACUUAUUUGAAGCAUUUCUUGCACUCAGCUUCUUUGUUGAGAUGAUGAAAGUUUACUCUAAAUAUGUAAUUUCCAAAUGGUUUUUCAAUUAUUUCAUCUCUGCUGUUAUUUCCAUCACAUAACAAGAUUAUGGAAACUAGUAAAUCUAUAUUUCUUGUGUUCUGUAGCGAAUACUGUUCUCAAGGUAUUUUUUUCUUUUAUACUUAAAGAGGUGAGAGAAAAGAUGAAACUUAUCUCUUGUGAUAUGGGUCACAUAUAAAAGGCAGAAUUUCUGGUCUGGGAUGGAGCUGUGAUGUGUCUUGCAAUGUUCGCAAGCUGAUGCAAUCAAGCCAAAGCUCCUCAGAGACUUUAGGAUUAUGAAAAUAUUCCUAGGGACAAUUGGUAGCAUGAAUCAAUCUGAAAAUACCCAUUUGGAGGCUAAACUAUUGGAGGCAUUCAUUUGGCAGAGAUCUGCUAAAAAGGAACUAGCAGAAAACCAGUAAACACCCAUCAGAUUCUACUCCUCUGUCUCACUGAGGUCAGGUCAUUAAAUGUGAGUGUGAUGAGCAGAAUUUGGUGUUUUAAGCAUUUGGUACUUUUCUACAGAAACAUGGGACUCCACUUACAACCAAAGUUGCAAGAAUUCAGAGCAAAAGUACCAGCUGACUUGAACAGAACUAGUCUUAUUUCAGUAAUGUUAAAGACAGCUAUGACCUUUCUAAGUAUGUGGCAGCAUUGGUAGCUGUCAUUCCUCAAGUGGACAACCUCUGUGGCUUGAGUGGAAAUAGGGACAGCUAGGGAGUUAUUCCAGAAACACUUGGUGAGAUUAGCAAUUCUGACUACUUGUGAAACCCAGCAGAAAUUGGGCACUGACUGGUGUUUCCACCGAGGUCACAGUUUUUAACUCUCAAAUACCAUAUGUGGUCCAUGUUAGUAUUAGUUGGGUCCCUCCCUGCUGCUCAAACUGAAAAGGAAGAAUAUCUCUCAUUUGGGAAACAGUGCUGCAGACAAGGUUGUAGGGCGUCCUGGGGGAGUGAGGGAGUAGAAAAUAGAAAGGUGGCUUUGUUUCUAAUGUGGGCUAGAAAGCAGAGGCCAAAGGUUAGGUGGAGCCAUGGAGAGCAGGAUUUCACAGGUAGAAAAUAUUCUGCAGAAUCUUCACAAUAGUUAAGGAAAUUCAUGUUCCAAUUCAGACAUCUCACAGCAACAUCCCCUGUGUCCUGCUUUUAUUUUGCCAUGGAGCUCUUCAGAGCAAAAAUGAAGGUGGAAUCUAUACCUAUAGAAAAGAAUUAUUUCUGUAUGAUGGAUUGUGUUGCUGAUUACAGAAACUACCCUAAGGAAAAUCUUCUGAACAUAUUUUAAAGGCUUGACAGUACUUGCAUUGUCAUAGUCCAUCAAAGCUUCACCUGAAAACGAAUUUUUCAUCCUCCUUCACUCAUACUUCUAACAGGGCAAUCAAAUCCCUGGACUGACUUAGUGAUUUACAUUGAAUCAAGAUCAACUAACAAGUGCUCCUUUUUCCAGUGGAAUGCCACC